Messenger RNA from Onychostoma macrolepis, 2061 nucleotides. It is a transcript of the gene stk17a, whose product is annotated as serine/threonine kinase 17a. Gene Ontology annotation, biological process: positive regulation of apoptotic process; intracellular signal transduction; protein phosphorylation. Bases 320 to 1459 code for a protein of 379 amino acids. Gene Ontology annotation, molecular function: ATP binding; protein serine/threonine kinase activity. Lineage: Eukaryota; Metazoa; Chordata; Actinopteri; Cypriniformes; Cyprinidae. The transcript is spliced from 7 exons. Gene Ontology annotation, cellular component: nucleus. The record is from RefSeq and is a predicted model, not a curated record.
UGAGGAACAGCUUGGCUUUCCGUUGACUCGGUGUAGAUGAAAGCAGACGAGUUGAGGAGAGCAACGGUCAUUAACUUCAGCGUUUUUGCUCGCUUAGGAGGAGUUUUAAUCGAAGAUGAAAGUAUUAACAGUUAAUAUUUUAGACACGUUUCCAUGUUGUUAACAUUAGGUGAAAAUUCAGCGAGAGGAACUGUUUUAUUAAGUGAGGUCGCGUGAUAGUAUUCGUUUCGCUGCAUCAGGUCACCUGUUGGACUGGGCUUGCAGGUAAAAACGGUUGUCGGUACACAAAUAAAACGAAUUGACGUUCAUAACAGCCGUUAUGAUUCCUGAAUGUCCACGAACGACCGAGCCCAGAAGCCGAAUUCGGUGUGAACCCGGUCAGAACCGCUCCGGUUUGCUGCGCGAGAUCCGAACCGCCAUCAGGAGCGAGCCGUUCACCGAGCACUAUGACGUCAUCCCCGGCAGAGAGCUGGGCAGAGGUAAGUUUGCUGUGGUGAGGAAGUGUGUGGAGAAGAGCACAGGGAAAGCAUACGCAGCGAAGUACAUGAGGAAAAGGAGGAAGGGCCAGGACUGCAGAACGGAGAUCAUUCAUGAGAUCGGCGUGCUGGAGCUGGCAGCGGCCUGUCCACGAGUGGUCAAUCUCCACCAGGUCUACGAGACGGCCAGCGAGAUGGUGCUCGUUCUGGAAUACGCUGCAGGAGGGGAGAUUUUUAACCAGUGUGUGGCAGACAGAGACGAGGCCUUCAAAGAGGAAGACGUGAAGAGACUGAUGAGGCAGAUCCUGGAGGGAGUUUCCUUCCUUCACAGGAACAACGUGGUGCAUCUGGACCUCAAACCUCAGAAUAUCCUGCUGACCAGCGAGUCUCCUCUCGGGGAUAUAAAGGUGGUGGAUUUUGGCCUGUCGAGGCUGGUGAGCAGCAGUCAGGAGAUCCGGGAGAUCAUGGGCACGCCGGAGUAUGUGGCACCGGAGAUCCUGAAUUAUGAGCCAAUCAGCACAGCGACUGACAUGUGGAGCAUCGGCGUCCUGGCGUACGUGAUGCUGACGGGGAUCUCGCCGUUCCUGGGGGACGAUAAGCAGGAGACCUUCCUCAACAUCUCUCAGAUCAACAUCAGCUACACGGAGGAGGAGCUGCAGCAUCUGGACAGAGCCGCCAUCCACUUCAUCAAGAGCCUGCUCAUCAAAGAGCCAGCGAGCCGAGCCACCGCAGAAGACUGUCUCAAGCACCAGUGGCUCCAGCCGGAGGAGGCCUGUCUGCAGAGCGUCUCGGAGCCUGCCGAUGAAGACGAGGAGGAGGAGGAGGAGAGCGCUCCGGAGCUGAUCGUAAUGGCCGCUUACACCCUGGGCCAGUGCCGCCAGUCCUCCGACAAAGAGAGCCUGACCCCGGACCAGAAGGCCAUCUCCAAACGCUUCAAGUUUGAGGAGCCCUUCUCUGCGCUGCCUGGAGAGUUCAUCUACUGAUGCACGCGUCUGUCCUUCCGUCUCUGCUUCUCUCUCACCUCGUGAUUUCAAUUGUAAGCCAAACAGGUUUUGUGUUUUGUUUCGCUGUUUGCUCUUGUUUCCGUUUGUGCUGCUUUAUAUUUUCUCGGUUAAGAUACUGAAGCCUUGCUGUGGUUCUCUCAGUUUUCGUUUUUCUCUUUCAAUAUUUUUUUUCUGGUGCCAUGCUUACAUAUUUGAUAAGGGUCAAGCUUGUGAUCAUUCCUUUUUGCCAUGUUUGUACAAAAUGAAUGUUGUUUGUUUUUCUGCGACACGAAGGCGAGCAGAAUUAAAUGUAAAUUAAUCCAGUUUUAUUUUAAGAGUAUUUCCGUGUUAUGUUUAAAAAAGCCAUUCUGUGUGUUGAGCUCCUGACCGACGUUAAGGUCAUUCCCGGGUAAAGAUCCCACAGCAAUAACCCUUCCAUUCACACGCAUAUAUAUGAAGAACGCGUGUCUUUCUGUGUUAAUUUUAACUCAUGUUAGAGUUAUAACUGUAAAUGGAAAUGUCACUAUAAAGAAUAUUUUUAAUGCCAACAAAUUUCAAAGUGACUGUCUUGAUGCUGUAAAUAAAAGUUUGUCUCGACUGUU